Hydatigera taeniaeformis is the source of this 465-nucleotide messenger RNA. Lineage: Eukaryota; Metazoa; Platyhelminthes; Cestoda; Cyclophyllidea; Taeniidae. The record is from the annotation of a GenBank genome assembly.
AUGCGAAGUUCACUUCUCUCUCUCUCCUUCCUAUCCAUAGGGAAGGGUGGUGGUCAUCCUCCACCCAUGCGAUUCAUGUGGCUGUGGAGUCGCCUUACUGAUCCACACAUCCACAGGGAAUAUGAGCAGUGUCAAGGUGAUCUUUUGCCGUCUUGCUUGUUGUCACCACCAGAAGAAGCGACAGACCAUGACAGAGUAUUUGUGGAGGGAGAGUGUUUGCAUGCAACGGUGAGAUGUCAGAGCUCAGACGUCUCAUGUGUGGUUGUGUUUAGUGAGAAAGCGGUCAUCAAGCUGUCGCUGAUGCGAGACAAUCUCAUCCCGUCCGAUCCAGGAAUGGCAAGUGUUAGGUCUCUUACGCGAUAUUUAAUUGCCCUCUUCUGUGAGGAGAAGCGAUUGGUGCCUCAGAAACCGCAGAAUUCAAUUCAUGGCCAUUGCUCGGAUUUUAUCGGAGACCACUUUAAGUGA